Patiria miniata (bat star) is the source of this 5395-nucleotide messenger RNA. Its product is annotated as SWI/SNF complex subunit SMARCC2-like. Gene Ontology annotation, molecular function: nucleosomal DNA binding; histone binding. The record is from RefSeq and is a predicted model, not a curated record. Gene Ontology annotation, biological process: positive regulation of DNA-templated transcription. Gene Ontology annotation, cellular component: nBAF complex; SWI/SNF complex; npBAF complex. The coding region runs from base 33 to 3695 and encodes 1220 amino acids. Lineage: Eukaryota; Metazoa; Echinodermata; Asteroidea; Valvatida; Asterinidae. The transcript is spliced from 25 exons.
AAUUGAAGCAGCAACUGCUGACUACGGUAAAAAUGUGUACAAAGAUGGCUGUCAGAAAAAAGGAUGGAGGGGCAGAUUUUAAGUUUUUUGAGUCUGCUGAUACGAUUUCGCAACUCGAUAACGUGAAAUCAUGGUUACAGAGAAACUGCAAGAAGUGGAUUCAAGCAGAGCCACCCACCAACAAGGGCUUGGCCUCGCUGCUGGCGCAGCUGCUGCAGUUCCAGGAAGAUGCGUUCGGUAGACACGUCAGCAACCCUGCCCUCACCAGACUGCCAUUGCGUUGUUUUAUGGACUUCAAGUCCGGAGGUGGACUAUGCAAUAUUCUUAUGGCCGUCUACAAGUUCAAGAGCGACCAAGGAUGGCGGCGGUUUGACUUCCAGUCGCCGUCCCGCAUGGACCGCAACGUGGAGAUGUUCAUGAGCAUCGAGAAGAACCUGCUGCAGACGCGCUGCCUCUCCUUGCCCGUGGUCUACAUCCAGGACGAGGUGGAGCCCAAGAUGAUGAACAAGCUGAAGGACAUCAUCAAGAGACAUCAGGGCACAGUCACGGAUGAUAUUGAGUUGGCGACACACAUUGUCUACGGAGCUCCACCCUCCUUGAAUGAAGGGGAGGAGUACAUUCGCCCCAUCGUACGCCGGGAGAAGUCCAUGCUUGUCCAUUGGUGCUACUAUCCAGACAGCUACGACACCUGGGUACCUGCGGCAGAGGUCCCUGGGGACCCUGAGCCGGGCACCACCUAUGAUGGCCCAUGGGAGUUGAAUGCCAAGUGGAUUCUGGAUCUUGAGGAGUUCAACGAGUGGAUGAACGUUGAAGACUAUGAAAUAUACGAAGACGGUGAUGCCAAAGAAGUCGUCAAUGUUGCAUCAGGGAAUCUGAGGCGGAAGGUGUACCCGACCAAACCCAUGGUAGAUGAGCAUGCCCACAGUCCAGAAGCAGACAGGAGAGAGAAGAGAGGAGGAGCCGGGAAGAAGAGAAAGAGGUCUCCCUCGCCGACCUCAGACAAGAGGAAAAAGAAACCCGGUCGGAGCCCAGCACCAAUCAUGAAGAAGAGAAUUCCCCGUGACGAGGAGCCCGAAGACUUGACCAAGGACAUGGACAACCCGUCCACUAUACCAGCUGUGGAAGAGGUCCAACUGCCCAAAAUAGUGUCAAGUCGCAGUGGUCGGGACACAGAGCUUCAGCCAAUCAAGGGAGGCUCACUGCAGGAACUGGACGAUUCACAGAACGAAUCGCAGGACAAGGUGAACGGGGAAUCGGGGGCUCUGGUAACCGGCGCCGAGCUCGAGGAGAAAGAGAACAAAGCUCCCGAGACGCAAGAGGAGCAAGUGACGGAGCAGACGCAUCACAUCAUCGUGCCCAGCUACUCGGCUUGGUUUGACUACAACAGCAUGCACGCCAUCGAGAGGAGGGCCUUGCCCGAAUUCUUCAACGCUAAGAACAAGUCCAAGACGGCCGAGGUGUUCAUGGCGUAUCGUAACUUCAUGAUUGACACGUAUCGUCUGAACCCCACCGAGUACCUCACCUUCACAGCUUGCCGCAGAAACCUGGCUGGAGAUGUCUGUGCCAUCAUGAGAGUGCAUGCUUUCUUGGAGCAGUGGGGUCUCAUCAACUACCAGGUGGAUGCUGAGAACCGUGCCGCUCCGAUGGGGCCUCCGCCUACCUCCCACUUCCAUGUGCUGGCAGACACGCCCUCCGGAUUGCAGCCCAUGCAGCCUGCCAAAUCACAACAGUCGGCCUCGCAGCAAGUUGCCAACCUGGCUGACAAGGGAGGGAACAAAGACAAGCCCAGCAACGACCUGCAGAACUUUGGCCUGCGGACGGACCUGUAUGCAUCCAAGAAACCUCAGCCUUCCAAGAGCAAGUCGGCCUCGGCCAGCAUUACCAAGGAUUGGACGGACCAGGAAACGCUGCUCCUCCUAGAAGCCCUGGAGAUGUACCGCGACGACUGGAACAAAGUCUCCGAGCACGUAGGCUCUCGCACCCAAGAUGAAUGCAUCCUGCACUUCCUCAGAUUACCCAUCGAAGAUACCUAUCUGGAGGAUGGACCCAAUGCACUAGGACCACUUAGUUAUCAGCCCAUUCCUUUCAGUCAGUCCGGCAAUCCCCUCAUGAGCACUGUAGCCUUCCUGGCGUCGGCCGUGGAUCCAAGGGUGGCUAGCGCUGCCGCCAAGGCUGCUAUCGCGGAGUUCAGCAAGAUGAAAGAGGAGGUGCCCACCGCCUUGGUCCACACUCACGUCAAACGCAUCGAGGACUCGGCCCGGGUCGGCAUGAGCACCGACAACCACCUCCUGGAUGCCAGCGGCAUCGCCGGAACCAUUGCGGAGCCCGAGAAGAUGGAGGAAGGGGGCGAAGGAGGCAAGACGGACCCGGGAGCGGAGGCGGGCAGUGGCGAGGGGGCUGCAGGGGCGAGCAAGGAGACCACUGAUAAGGAAAUUAAGGUGAAAGAGGAGUCACCAGCUGCCGAGGAGAAGGACAAAGAUGGCAGUGAAGCCAUGGAAACGGAGGCCACGGCUCCCCAGAAGACCCCUGAGGGGGAGGAGUCGGAGAAGCAAGGGGAGGAGGAAGCGGAGAAGAUGGAGACGGGAGAAGUGAAAGCAGACAGCAUUAAACAGGAACCAAAGGAACCAAGCAAAGAGGAUUCCCCGGAGACGGGCGAACAAAAAGGGGAGGAUGACUCUGCCCCCAAAGAGGACACUCAGGAUGUUGAGACGGUAGAGAAGACGGAAGGAGAGGAAGGAGACAAGGAGGAAGACAAGACACCCAAGGAGAAACCGGAGGCCGUCAAGAAACACGAGGAGGAGCUGUCUGAGGGGAACAUAGCGUCAGCUGCUGCAGCAGCACUAGCGGCCGCUGCAGUCAAAGCUAAGCACCUGGCAGCCGUUGAGGAGCGUAAGAUCAAGAGCCUGGUGGCCCUGCUGGUGGAGACGCAGAUGAAGAAACUGGAGAUCAAGCUGCGACACUUCGAAGAGCUGGAGACGAUCAUGGACAGGGAGAGAGAAGCGCUGGAGUACCAGCGGCAGCAGCUCUUGGCAGACAGGCAGCAGUUCCAUCAGGAGCAGCUCCGCGCCGCUGAGAUGAGAGCACGACAACACGCCCAGGCCAUGGCAGCCAUGCAGCAAGCAGCCACGGGGGGCCCAGGACCGACAAACGCAACGCCAAGUAUACCGCAACUCACUGGUUCCCCACAGCUUCCCUCAGGCACCCCUCCCCCACCCGUCUCCACAACUCCACCCGCCGUGCCCCUCCCCGAGCAGGCGGCAGUGCCAGACCCCACGGCGGACCCUGUAGAGGAGCCGGCCCCUGGGGGUGAGGCAGCAAGCACCCAGGAGGAGCAAGCGAGAGUCGGCGAGGAUCCAGAACCAGCCAAAGAGGGAGAGCAACCGCAGACGGACGAGGCACCGGCCGAAGAAAGCAUGGACACCAGUGAAGCGCCCAGCCAACCAGUCCCGCCUGUCCCCACCCAGUCAGCGGCUGCUCAGAACCCAGCUAUCGUAGCCGCUGUGACCGGCACCUUGCCGCCCACGUCUGUCGGCAGUGAUAGCACCCUCACCCAGAGCCCACUGCAAGAUUCCAACAGUCAAGACGGUGCGGGCAGCCUUGCCGAGAGUCGGCCGGAGAGUAUGGGCAGCGAAGGCCUGAGUAACCAGUCAGCGAGUAACCAGUCCCCUCCCAGUACGGCAUCCCCCGCCUCCUAAUGGAACGGGCCAACCUCAUCAGUGAUUAGCAGUGCUGUUAUCGAUGUGCUUGUAAUGGAAUCACAAGUCUGGUCGUAAAAAAAAUUCACAAGUAAUUCACAAGUCCAGUCACAAAUACCAGGUGAUGGACAAGAACAAAGCAAUGCCUUCGUCACAGUUUAAUGAAUAGCUUGUGAGUUGACUUGGGCCUGAAUGGUUUGUGGUAUGCUUGCUAAUCCCUGCUUUCAAACAUUUGUGUUAUCAAAGGCCAGAACCCUUGCGUCAUAUUUAUAUUGGAAGCAAGUUUGUUUUCCUUAAAUGUUGUUUUGUUUCCUAUGUUCUAGUUUUUUUUUGGGGGGGGGUAGUUAUUUGAUUUUUUCAUGUAAAUAAAGUCUAUUGUGUCUUUAUCUUUAAAUAGAUGUAAAAACCUCAAUUUUUUGGUCCCUGCUCGGUUAAAAUUAAGAAAUGAUCUUUAAAAAUAAGAGGGUAAAACAACGCUAGUCGGUUACUUUUUUAGUAUUUGUUCAUGUUUGGUAAAAUGUCCCACAUUUUCUACUCAAGUCUCCAAGUCUUUUUCUACAAUUUGGUUCAAGGCUAAACAAUGUAUUUGUGUAAAUAGUAUCCCAUAGUAUUACUCCGUAUUAUUUAAAUAAAUCCUGCUGUCAGAAUAAAAUAAGUGUCUUUGAAUUGAGAACUAAAUUGGCAUUAACUGGCAUUGCAAUUCUCUGAAAUGUUUAGGUUUAGGGGGUAUCUUUUUUUUGGGGGGGGGGGUUCUAUAUCCCAAGGCCAAAUUUACCCAUUGGCUUUUACAUGGAAUAUUGUUAGGAAGCCUUUUACUGUGCAGUCAUUGGCUGGCUUCUGCGAACCGUGAUGUCAUCAAAGUUCAUUCAAGUUCAUACACACAUUGUGACCAACCAUUGACGCGUGAAGCAUACGUUCAUUAAACGACGCCUACGGUCUUCGCGACAAUGUACUUUUGGAAUGCUCUGAAAAUGUCAGUGAUACACAACUCCCGCUUUUCAAAUAUGUGCACGUUUGUAACAAAUUCGCAACCCCAAUGUCGUCAACUUUUUAUUUUUUUUCAAGACCACCCGGUUCAAGUGACGUAUUUUGUGUCUGGGUCGUACUGCAUCAACACAUAACGUCUGUGCCGUGAUAAGUGGCCACAUGGGAGUAUUUUGACGAAAACGUGGGCCGAAUAAUGAAGAAAAGAAAAGAAAGCUGUCCAAGCAAAAAAAAAUUGGACAGUUUGCAAGUGUCUCACCCUGAACAGGUGCGGAUUUUGUGCGUAGGCGCGAGCCAGAAGUGCAGCUGGCCUGGUGACUGGCUCCAAUUUUGCUGUUAGCAACAUGGCUAAACAUACCAGGCGGACACCUGUGAAGUGUUGGCGACUGGCAUAGGCUCAGUGUCAUAGACACUUUUACUGAUAGCUGCCAGAACAGAAUAUGAACUUGUGAAGGUUGAUGUGUCGCUGCAUUGUGAGACUGUUGGCGCUGCUCGAAAAAUACCCGUUCGUUGCACAAACUGUCCAAGGAUGCAACGUGCAGCAUACCUUCACUGCACACUUCCGAAUCGGCUACCUGGACAAGCCCUUGAAAAAGAAGCCCAAGUCAAUGUUUCACAGUUGUGGUAUAUCGUAGCAAUGGACGCAUACGUGCAUUUAUUACAUGUACACAAUAACUUCCAAGUGAAUAAAGCCCAUUUUGUGAUAGAAAAGGAAA